This is a messenger RNA of Apaloderma vittatum (bar-tailed trogon), 2007 nucleotides long. RefSeq names its product tetratricopeptide repeat domain 34 (gene TTC34). Lineage: Eukaryota; Metazoa; Chordata; Aves; Trogoniformes; Trogonidae. The record is from RefSeq and is a predicted model, not a curated record. Bases 331 to 2007 code for a protein of 558 amino acids. Gene Ontology annotation, molecular function: protein binding. The transcript has 7 exons.
UGCCUCUUGGCAGCGGAGCAGAAAACUUACUACAACACCCUCUUAGCAUUGAGAGGCUUCUGCUCCCUCCACACUCAUGACCAUCGGCAAGCCCUGCAGGACUUUCAAAAGGUCAUUGAGCAUGAUUCCCCACAUCCUAACAGCUGUAUUAAAGCCUUAUGUGGGCGCGGACUUAUUCGGAUUUCUGGCGGCAGCUAUUACUUGGCAGCCCUGGAUUAUAUCACAGCUUGCCAGUUAAAGCUGGAAGAAACCCUCUUUACCAUCAAGUCCUACGUGCCAUGGAACCAAAGAGGACUAUUGGUGAAAGUUCUCCAAGAAGAAGGACAGAAGAUGCUCCAAAAGAAGAGGUACCCAGGAGGCAGUUCAGCCCGCGGGCGGAGAAAGAAACAGGGCUGUUCAGAUUCCCAAAAGAAAGAGAGUGACACGCCUGGGGUUUACCAGCUGGCUUCUCUCUUGGUGGAGCUGGACACUUCUGAUGAAACAUCACGAAUCCUUUGUGCUGAUGCUCUCUACCAGAUGGGCAGUGUAGAAGAAGCUCGAAAGCUGCUUUCAGUAGCACUCUCCAGAAAUCCACAAAGUUCUCCCAUCCUGGCUAGACUGGCGCUUCUGCAGCUGAAGAAAGGUUUCACGUAUGAUGGCAACCAGCUGCUAAAGAAAGUGAUCCGAAUUGGAGAUACCUCCUGCCUCCUGCCAAUCAUGGACAUUUUUAAAGACGAAGACCAGAAGCUGAUGCAAACUCACUGCCAUUUCAGAGCGCUGACCAUCUUGGAGAACACACAGGAGGAUGCUGACAUCAAAGAGGCCAUUGCCUACCUUUCCUUUGCCAUCAUUGCUUCAGGUGGUUCUGCUGAAGACUGCCUUCUCGUCAGGGCUCGAUGUUACGAGCGCCUUGGUCAGAAGAAAACUGCUAUUUUUGAUUUUAACGCCAUCCUGAAGGAGAACCCUAGGAACGUGCAAGCUCUGAGUGGGCGAGGAUUCAUUUACCUUGCCCUGAAGCAGCAGAAGGAGGCGGUGCAAGAUUUGAUCUCAGCGCUGAAAGUGGAGGCAGGAGUAGUGAUCCUGGCAAUCCUGUCUUUAAAGCGUGAUGCCCGAGGGUUGAUCACUCAGUGGCUUCUCCAGCAUAGCAGGACUGCAUUAACUGAGCUCGGUGCUACUGAAGACCUUUCAAAAGAAGAAACUCUCAGGGAUCUUCUCACGAUUGCAAAAGCACUAAUUAAAAUUUGCAAGGAUGCACAAUAUCACCUCUUGUACACAGAUGUUUUGAUUGCAGAUGGUAAGUAUGAAGAGGCCUUUGAGCACCUUCAGGAAGCAUUUGGCCACUCUCUUGCUGAUGACUUUGCUGGUGCACGCCUGGCUCUGCUGCAGCUGAAGAAGAGGAACGUGGCAGUGGCAGCUCGCUCAUUCAGUGUCCUAGCUGGGAGAGAUGAAAGGGAGUUGGAGUUUCUCCUGAGCUUUGUAGAUGCUAAGCAACGGCAGCAUCUUUCUCAGGUAGCAGCCCAGGAAGGAAAUGUGCUGAUUAAAGAAUAUCGCUAUGAGAAGGCUCUUGGUUAUUACACCCUGGCUGUCUUGGCAGGCAAAGAUAAUCCACGCUAUCUCCGACUGAGGGCUGCUUGCCUUAUGCACCUGAAAAAAUAUGACAAAGCUUUGAAAGAUAUGGAGAAAGUGAUCCAGAAGCAUGGCUGUAGCAGUCUUAAAACACGCGUUGAGGACCACUGCUCAAAAGGGCACCUGCUACUGUCCGUGGCUGAGGAAGAAGCAGCAGUUAAGCAGUACAUCGAGGCACUGCAGUUGGAUGAAUCGGUGGCAUUAUGCAGCAUCAGGAAUGGCCCUGGCAGUGAACUUUUAAUCCAAACAUUUCAUAAGAUUGCACAACACAAUUUUGAAAUGCAGCAUUAUGAAGAGGCCUGGAAAAUCACAGAUUAUGGUCUAAAAAUUGAUAAAAAUACUGAACUUAAAAAGCUGAGAACAAGACUUAAGCGCGAGGUGUCAAGCUGUAGCCUACAUUAA